Messenger RNA from Cladocopium goreaui, 570 nucleotides. The record is from the annotation of a GenBank genome assembly. NCBI's taxonomy places the organism in Eukaryota, Dinophyceae, Suessiales, Symbiodiniaceae.
AUGGAGCGUCGUCAACGGUCAUCUUCGAGGGCAAGGGACGCUGAUGAGUUCCUAGCUACGGAGAACGAGACAUCGGAUGAAAGGUUGGAUCAGUUGAUCCAGGAGGAAGGAAGAGGAGAACCAGCUGUGAGGUCGGUGAGGAUCUCUGCGAGGGCUGAUGCUCCACCUGCUCGAGGAGAAGGUCAACCAACUGGAGAUGAAACCCAAGAGACCGGAGCUGUAGUGCCAGCAGAGGGUACUGUGGCGAUGGAUGAGGGGAAUCGAAGGUUGAUGGAGGGCCUGUCGCCUGAGCAACAAGGCGUUCUAGCGAGGGCUGCUGAGGCUCUACGCGCUGGACAAGCCCUACAAAUAGCGGAUGGGGUGAGGCGACCUGAGUUCUUGCCGCCGCCGCUGCAACUGGGUGAUGUAUCUGUACUAGCAGGACAUCAAGAUGGAGCCGGAACUGCUCGAAUCUUGUUCUACGACCUCUUGAUCUACCACCUCAAGGUCAACCAGUCGCUCUUCAACCACUCGGGGGACAUCGUCAACGUUCUGAACUUGCUCUACAAGAUCCUGGUGUACAACGAGUAG